Glycine soja is the source of this 312-nucleotide messenger RNA. RefSeq lists its product as uncharacterized. The coding region runs from base 1 to 312 and encodes 103 amino acids. The transcript has a single exon. The record is from RefSeq and is a predicted model, not a curated record. Lineage: Eukaryota; Viridiplantae; Streptophyta; Magnoliopsida; Fabales; Fabaceae.
AUGGUGGCUAAUGCAUUAUCUCGGGCCAUGGAAGGACAAUCUGCUUCGCUUUACCUCUUGUCCAUGCAUCGGUUUGUCUUCCUUGAUGACCUUCGUAAGGAACUAGACUCUCUAUCGACAUUCAUAGACCUUAGUUAUAGGAUUCAAGAGGAUUCUGCAGCAUACCUAGAUUACACACUUACAGAGGGGCUCAUCUUGCAUAGAGGGCGUAUUUGGCUCCCCUCCAACUCUUCAUUCAUUAAGCUUUUACUCGAAGAGUUCCACCAAUCUCCUACAGGUGGUCACAUAGGAAUACAAAAGACCUUACAUUGA